AUGCAGAACCCCAAAGAACAGGAGCUUGUCACUUUGGCUGCAGGCAAUAAGGGCACCACACACCGUGGGUCCCAGGCUCAACAUCCAAUCUCUUCUCAAGGAGAAGAGGUGACGUCUGUGGAGCAAUUGAACUCGGAGGAGUUCCAUUCCCUGCUAGACGCGACCAUGACAAAAUCGGUCACACAAGCCUUGGGGGCGAUGUCAGAUAACCUGACCCAAUCCAUCAGCAACGCCAUCAUGGCGUCUGGCCACAACCCCAAGGACCUCUGCUCCAAGGCCCAAGACGACAAGCCUGCUCCCUUCAGCGGACACAAGACUACUGAAAAGACCCAUCAUAUGGGCAAGCAAACCUCCAAAACAACAUUGACGGACAGGUUGUGUCCUGUCACUGAUGAGGAUGUGGGGCCACCACGUAAGCGAGCCUCCCGCUGGGCAAAAAAUGGUGAGGACAUGGAAAUGGGCAAAAACCCGGAGAGAAAUAUCCGACUCUGA
Molecule: messenger RNA, 492 nt
Organism: Pelobates cultripes (western spadefoot toad)
Lineage: Eukaryota; Metazoa; Chordata; Amphibia; Anura; Pelobatidae
Source: the annotation of a GenBank genome assembly